Messenger RNA from Adineta steineri, 3177 nucleotides. NCBI's taxonomy places the organism in Eukaryota, Metazoa, Rotifera, Eurotatoria, Adinetida, Adinetidae. The record is from the annotation of a GenBank genome assembly.
AUGAAGAUAGUAACGAAACGUACGAACAACGAAGUCGAAUUAGCAUUAUGGCAAUUAUUUGCACUUAUUAUGGCUGCUUUGGCUUGUUUAGUUGCUAUGGCACCAUUAAUUAGUCGAUAUCGAGCAGUUAAAUGUGAUAUUAUAUAUGUAGAUAAUACCAAUCAACCUCCAUCUAACAAUUCAGAGAUUUUAACAGAUUAUCGUAGAAGAUAUGUUCGAGAUGUUGAUGAUCGUGCUCAAUGUGGUGUUGUUCCACCAAUGUGCAUUGCUACAACAACAGUAUCAACUAUGCCAACUGCUUCUCCUAUAACAACAACACGAAGUACACAAAGUACAGUAUCUGUAACACGACCAGUAAUUACUACUAAUCCUACAACACCACGAACAACAACACCAGAUCCAUGGGCUAAUCUUACUAAGCCUUAUGACUCCUGGCGUUUACCAACAUUUGCUGUACCUAUUGAUUAUACAUUACGUGUUUCUUGUCCUGAUUGUUUUAAUCUGACAUCACCUCAAUCUACAAUCACAUUCAAUGGACAAGUAUCUAUUCGUAUUAAUAUUGUAAAUGCAACAACAUUUCUUGUUCUUCAUGCUAAAAAUUUAAAUAUAACUCAAGCACAAUUAACAGCUGGUGGUACAGGAGCAGCAACAGUAACAUAUUUACCAGAAUACGAAAUGAUUUAUCUAUCAUUUUCUUCAACUAUUGCUGUUGGUGAAAUUACUCUUCAAAUUGUUUAUAAUGGAAAAAUUAAUGAACGAGAUCAAACAGGAUUUUAUCGUGAACAAUUUUGGAAAUCAAUCGAUGAAAUACGCUAUUUAAUAGCUGCAAAUUUUCAACCAAUUCACGCACGAAAAGCUUUUCCAUGUUUUGAUGAACCAAAUAUGAUAGCAACAUUUACUUUAACACUUGAUCAUCCACAAAAUUCAACUGUAUUAUCCAUUACUGAUGUACAAACUCAAACACCUUCGAUGACAACAUUUCUUCCAACACCAUCUAUUAGUCCAGAUUCACUUUCUUGGGCUAUUUUACCUAUAGAUGGAUUUAAAUUAGUAACAAAAACUUUUUCUCCAACGGAAGUUAAUAUUUGGGUUCGACCAGAAUUAACUGGACCAGCAGAUGCGAAUUUAGAUAAGACAUUUGAACUUGUUGAAAAAACACUUACAUUUGUUCAAGAUUAUUUGAAUAUAGCAAAUGGAGAUUUACCAAAUAAAAUUGAUUUGAUUGGUAUACCUGAUUUAACUCUCGAUGAAAAAGCAUCAGCAUCACGAGGUCUUUUAACAUUCCGUGAGGAAAUACUAACUACAGACGCAAGUUUAAAUUCUGCUCAAGAGAUACAAACAACAGCAAAAAUAAUUGUUGAACAUAUUUUACAACCUUGGUUUUCAACAACUGAUUGGUGGGAUAAUAUAUGGUUUGAUAAAUCCUUAUCAUCUUUUCUUGCUUAUAAAAUGAUCGAUGCAAAUUAUCCAUCAUAUAACUUAAUGGAACAAUUUCCAAUUCGAGAAAUGGUUCCAUUAAUGAUGGAUGAUUUUAAACCAAGUAUGUGGCCAAUAUCAAAUCACAAUCUAACAAAUAACGAAGAAAUUCUUGAUUAUUUAUCGACACAUAUUUAUAGUAAAGGUGCAUCACUUCUUCGUCUAAUGGAAUAUAUGGUUGGUAAUGAUACAUUUCAAACAGCUGUUAGAAGUAUUUUUAACGAAACUGAUGUAUCAAAUAUAUUAAAUACAUUUUAUUCAAAUUUGGUUUUGCCUGCAGCAUUAAAUACAGCAAUAACUGCUGAAGAUUUUUUUCAUUCAUGGCUUGAUGAAAGAAAUUAUCCAAUAGUAACAGUUGAUUUUAUCCCAGGUAAUGGUACAGAAAAUAAGACUACAAUCACUUUUUUUCAAGCACGUUAUUUUGGUUCAUUUGCAUUGGAUAGCAGUUCAUUAGAUCCAAAUUAUAAAUGGAAAAUUUAUAUGGAAUGUGAUUUAGGUGGUUCAAAAGAUGGAGAUAUUUGGAAUUUAACUGAUAACUAUGCUCCAAAAAAAAUAAAUUUUAUAUUUGAUUCAUCAACUGAAACUUUUGCAUUCGAAGAAGAAUAUUUAUGGAUUAAAUGUAAUAAAGAUUUUUAUUCAUUUCAAGUUACAGAAUAUGUAUACAAGGGAGGUGAUCCACAUACAUUAUGGCAAGCAUUUGAAUUAAUAUUCCGAGAUAGUAUCUUCUCUUCUAAUGAUAGAGCUAAUUUACUUAAUGAUGCAUUCAUCCUUCCUCAUGGUGGUGAAAUUGUAUCUUAUGAUCAAACAAUUAAUCUUGCACGAGAAUUAUUUACUCCAACAGGGAAUUAUAUACCUUGGUCUGUAUUUGUAUGGCAUUGGAAUUAUUUAGUGGAUGUCGAAGAACAUUCGAAAUAUUUUUAUAAUUUUAAGCAAUUUGCAACACGACUCACUCUGGCUCCUUUUAGUUUUAAUAUUGAUAGUAUUGUAACUAAUGAAGCAAAUCAUGAAGACAGAUUACUCCAUUCAAUGUUUUUUGAAUUACUUUGUCGUAUUCAAAAUCCUGAUGCAUUAAAUAAAGCGACUGAACUGUAUCAACUUAUUCCAGCAAGUUAUUUUUAUAAUUCAACCGGUGUUACAAAUGUUAAUGCUGAUUAUUUAUCAACAGCCAUUUAUUAUCAUAUGCAAAAUACAAAUGUUAUGGAUGAAUGGGAUCAUUUAUGGGCGCUUAUGACUGAUAAUGAAUAUAUUACAGCACAACAACGAAAUACUAUUCUUCGAGCUCUUGGUGCAUCUAAAGAAACGUGGCGUCUUAAAUUAUUGUUGGAAACUGCUUUUGAUGCCGAAGCAGAUAUAAUUGAUACACAAGAAUUUUUUGAUUUAAUUAUAUCAAUGAGUCAAAAUCCUAUUGGACGUGAUAUUGUCUGGAAUUUCUAUCGACAUAAUUAUCGAACCUUACUUCAAAGAUAUGGCGAAACAAAUCGUUUAUUUAACCAAUUGAUCGUAAAUAUUGUUCAAUCAUUUGAAAAUGAAUAUUAUUACUUCCAGAUGGUUAAUUUUAUUAAUCAAUAUCCAAGUGCAUCAAAAAGUCAACAAUUAGCUAAAGAUCAAAUUCUAAUGAAUUUUGAAUGGAUUAUCGAUGGUAUGGCUGAAUCUCUUGACGAUGCUAUAUCAGCUGGUGAUAAAUUAAAUUCCAAACAAUAA